AAGACCAUUGCCAGAACACCUUUCCAAUUCAUCCUCGUCUGCCUCGUCAUCACCGCCUUCUGCUGUAUGGGCAUCACCAAGUUCACCCAGGAGACGCGGACCCACAAGUUGUGGACGCCACAAAACUCAGAGUUUCUCGAAGUCAAGAAUUGGCUGGAAGAAAACGUUGUCUCUAACUUGAGAAUUAACAGAGUUAUUUACGAAGCUGAAAAUGUCCUGGAUAAAAGCAUUCUUCUAGAGAUGUUACGAGUUCAUGAGACGGUUGUAGACACUAAGACCAGAUCAGCGAUCUGGGGCAGUGUGUGCGCUAAAGUGCCCAAGUUACCGCGAGAGUUAUUAUACAGGCGAAAGCGAGACAAUGUGGAUGGGGUCGAGGAAGAUUCAGAGAUCACUGUUACCCAGAAAACUUGUGUGAAGAGCGACAUGAGACGCGUAAGGCAAGUUAACGAUAAUGAGGAUGAUGGUGAUGAUUUAGACUGGAGUUUAUUGUUACCCCGGGACCACUACUGUGAGCUCCUGGAGUCACUGCAACAAGUGUGUUUAGAAAACAACAUCCUAGAAAUAUUUGGGUAUGACCAUGACUUCAUUAGCUCUCUCACUCAACAGCAGAUCAUCAGGGACAUUAACACAGUAGACACAAGCGUUGUGGCCGGCUUCCCAGUAAAUGUUACUGGAUUCUUAGGCAACAUAGAAAGAGAUGCAGACGGACUGAUUGUUAAGGCUGGAGCCGCAAGACAUACUUGGUUCACGAAGAUCAACCACACAGCCGUUGACAAAGGAGAUAUAAAGGGUGAAGGAGCAGAAGUGGAUUCUGCAACCUAUGAUUGGGAGCAGAAAUUUGUUAAAAAUAUGGCUAAUACUAUCAAAGGGAAGAAGAACGUUUCAGUGUACUUUAUGGCCUCAUCAAGUUAUAGUAAGAUCAGUGACGAUAUCAUCUGGGUUGAUACGCAGUACAUUAUUACAGGAUUUGUUGUUAUGUUUAUAUACGUCGUUACAAUGAUUGGCAAGUUCAACAUGGUGGAACAGAGACCUGUUCUCUCUCUUCUUGGUCUUUCUUGUGUGGGGAUGGCUGUGGGUGUGUCAUGUGGAGUUUGUUCUGCUGUGAACAUUCCUUACGGACUUGGCAUCGACGACAUGUUUGUCAUCAUGCAGGCAUGGAACAAUUUGUCCCCACAAGAACAGAAGCUAGAGCUGGAUGAACGUGUUGGCUGUGCCCUUAAACAUGCCGGUGCCUCCAUCACCGUCACCUCCGUCACCGACUUUGUUGCAUUCGCUGUUGGCAGUACAACUGUGUUACCAGCGCUCAGGUCCUUCUGUCUCUACGCUGCUGUUGGUAUUGCAUCUGUUUUCUUCUUCCAGGCCACGUUAUUUGUGGCUUGUCUGUCAGUCGACCAGCGACGGCUCGAGGACAGACGUCACGGACUCUUCUGGUGCUGGAAGCUUAACAACUGGACACCCAACCAGUGCAGUCAGAUGGACCUGUGCCAGAUAUUCUUCAAUGACGUGUACGCCAAGUUUCUCUUUCUGGCGCCAGUAAAGGUCCUCGUUCUUGUUGUCACAUUAGUUCUCACUUGUGUAUCUGGCUGGGGACUCUAUAACAUUAGGCUUCAGUGUGACUUUAUCUGGUUCCUGCCACAAGAUUCAUACGUCUAUCAUUUUUAUUUGAAAGAAAGAUAUUAUUAUCAAUCUUAUGGAAGACAGGGAUCAGUAUUUUUUAGAAAUAUGAGUUUAUUCUCAGAACUGACAAAUAUUGAAGAAUUAACUGCACAAUUGAAGAAUAGUAAAAUUAUAUUAGACGUUGACAGCUGGUACGAUAAAUACAAACUCUAUUGGAGGAAACAAGGAUAUGAAGUGCCUGACCCACAACAAACGGAGGGAGAGUUUCUGGACCAACUGAGUCAAUUCCUGUAUUCUCCUAGUGGGUCACCUUACCGGGUCAGGAACUUCCGUUUCUCAUCUGAGCUCAACUGCACUCAAAAGGCCCCUACUGUGACUUUUUCUAGUAUUGAUUAUAGGCACACUUCCCUGUUAACAUCCUCGGAAGAAAUACAAGCCAUGAAGAGUGUCAGAAAGACUGUAAGAGACAUGAACUUUACUAGUUACGUUAGAGCUUGGUCAUUAGCGUAUGGAGAAUGGGAAACAAACCAGGUAAUCACGGAAGAAUUGUACCGGAACACGAGUCUAGCCCUGGCGGUGGUGUUCUUGGUGACACUCCUUUUCAUCGCCAGUUUUGUCACAAGCUUCAUGGUGGUUGUGUGUGUAGUGUUGACACUGGUGGACGUGGGGGCUCUCAUGCACUGGUGGGGACUCAGUAUCGACACAGUCUCCUGCUUUGGUCUGAUUUUGGUCACCGGGUUGUGUGUUGACUACGCUGCUCAUGUUGGUCACACCUUCAUGACCAAGACUGGCACCAGAGACGAUCGAGCUAGAAAGACUGUGUCCACCAUCGGUCCAGCUGUCCUCAACGGCGGCUUCAGCACCUUCCUCUCCUUCAUCUUCUUGGCUAACACACGCUCACACGUCUUCCAAACCUUCUUUAAGGUAAGAGUUUUUAUUUUACUGCGUGGACAAACACAACCAAAUAGCCAUUAG
Molecule: messenger RNA, 2592 nt
Organism: Homarus americanus (American lobster)
Lineage: Eukaryota; Metazoa; Arthropoda; Malacostraca; Decapoda; Nephropidae
Product: patched domain-containing protein 3-like
Exons: 1
Coding region: 67-2592 (841 amino acids)
Cellular component (GO): membrane
Source: RefSeq, a predicted model, not a curated record